UAUCAAGAAGGUGAACCACCCUUAGUGCAUGGAGGACCUUGCAAGAGUAUAUAUUCAAGCGAGGGAAGAUUCAUUAGCGAGAUGGAGAGUGAAAACAUCACCAAUUUCAGGACUUAUGACCCCAACAUGGCUCAUACUUUUUUCAUGCCUUUCAGUGUUGUGUGGAUGGUGAAGUACAUCUACAAGACCGACACCUUUGACAUAUCUCCUUUGAAACAGUUCGUUUCAGAUUAUGUUAGUGUCAUUUCCACAAAACAUCAUUUUUGGAAUCGAACUUCUGGAGCUGAUCAUUUCAUGCUUUCUUGCCAUGAUUGGGGCCCCAUGGUUUCACAAGGCAAUGCAUUCCUCUACAACACAUCAAUAAGGGUUUUGUGCAAUGCCAAUUCUUCAGAAGGAUUCAACCCACAAAAAGACGUUAGUUUACCUGAGAUUAAUCUAUAUGGAGGUGAAAUCUCACCCAAGAUUGAAUCACCUCCUCCAGAAAACAUAUCAAGGCCAUACCUUGGCUUCUUCGCUGGCGGCGUGCAUGGCCCGAUUCGACCAAUCCUCCUCCAUCAUUGGAAGGAUAAAGAUCCAGAUUUACGCGUAUAUGAAUAUUUACCAAAUGGGGAAAAAGAUUACUAUGAUUUCAUGUUGGAGUCAAGGUUUUGCCUUUGUCCGAGUGGAUAUGAAGUGGCAAGCCCUAGAAUUGCUGAAGCAAUAUAUUCUGGGUGUGUUCCAGUGAUACUUUCUGAACGUUACGUCUUGCCUUUUAGUGAUGUACUAAAUUGGGAUUCAUUCUCUAUUCAGCUUAAUGUGUCAGAUAUUCCAAUGUUGAAGGAGAAAUUGUUGGGUGUUUCAGAAGAGAAGUACAUGAAGCUCAAAGAAGGCGUGAGAUUUGUUAGGAAGCAUUUCGUGUUUAACCAACCUGUUCAAAGGUUUGAUGUUUUCCAUAUGAUUUUACACUCUGUGUGGUUAAGAAGAAUAAAUAUUAGAUUUGAGUGAUUGAUCGAUUGUUUAUUUAUAAAUACAAGUAUAGUGAGC
This is a messenger RNA of Cuscuta epithymum, 1023 nucleotides long. The record is from the annotation of a GenBank genome assembly. NCBI's taxonomy places the organism in Eukaryota, Viridiplantae, Streptophyta, Magnoliopsida, Solanales, Convolvulaceae.